GAUAAAUAUGGCACAGCCGAUCAUUUAUUAUUGUGAUUUGUGAUCUGCACGGAUCAGGUGCUAAACGAUCAGAAACCCUAAAUUCGGCAAAUUUUCCCUUCAACCACCCUAAAAUAACUUUUAUCUUUUCUAUAAUGGAAAGCUUAAACACACCCGAGAUCCAACGAUCUCACACUGUAAAACCACAAGUAUGGAAACCUUUAAUUGAUGUAGUGGACGCCGUUAAUUGCGAUGCUCACGAUAGACUAGCUACAUUCAUUCACAGGCAAUCACCGGAAACAGGAGAUACGGAUCGUAGAAAAUCCUUCAUGCAUAGCUACCUAUUACCACAACGUAAUAAUUGGCUAAAAUUAAAAACCUUAGUCUCUUGGUCUGAAAAAGCUGGCUUAGUACGCGACUAUGAGAUACAUUACAAGGACGUACAAAGACAAAAGCUUAUAAGUAACGAGGUGGAGGCAAAAAUGCGAGAGUGGAGUUUUCACAUGCCCGGUUCUAGUCUACGCUCACCUGACGUCACAAGUUCGUCAGAUGUGCUUAAAGAGGGAACUUAUAAGAGAUUUCCAAGUAUAAUUAAGGAAUGCUUUGCACCUGACGUUUUAGACGAUGAUAAAGCCAAAGAAACAUUAGAGGCUUUAAAUGGUGUCAUCCAAAUACGAAUGUUAACACAAGAAAUAAUACCGAAACGCAUGAGAAAUUAUAGAAUUUUGAAUGGAAAAAUAAAGUUUAUAGUCGAUAAGGAAUUUGAGGUGAUGAUUUAAUAAUUUGAACAGUAUUUUUGUUAUGUUCUAUCUUCAAUAAUAUAAUUGAUUUCAUUUUAAGGCUGUGUUGACGCCUGAUAAUAUGGGAAUUGAUUCACGUUGGUGGAUUAUUGAACUGCAAUUUCUCAUCCAAUCUGCGAGUAACAAAAUAUUUAAUGACGUGAAGCUCUCACUUCAUGAUGAACAAAUAUCGAGAUUAAUUGACACAAUUCAAAAACAGUAUUUGUCACCACCACUAAAGCCUAUCUCUGAAAGGAUUUCAAGUAGUAUGAAACGGAUAGGCGAGACGUUAGAACCGACUUCUUUACCUCACACAGCUAAAUUCUGUCCAUUAGUAAAUUUAUACGAAUAUUUACGUAUCCU
Rhizophagus irregularis DAOM 181602=DAOM 197198 is the source of this 1121-nucleotide messenger RNA. The record is from RefSeq and is a predicted model, not a curated record. NCBI's taxonomy places the organism in Eukaryota, Fungi, Glomeromycota, Glomeromycetes, Glomerales, Glomeraceae.